UAGAAGGCAGCCCCGGCUUCCUCUAGCUGCCACACUCACGUUCCCAGAUCCCUCACGCCCUGCACUUGCCAGCUGAGCCUUGACUUCACGGGGACUCUGCCCGAUUCACUGGCUCACAGCUCGCCGGCAGUCAGCCUCCACUCCCUCUCCAUGGCAUUCCAGACAGCCUCCCUGCUGGCCGUCAGCCUGCUGAUCCUCUGGGUCUCCCCUGCUCUGGGAGGUGCCAACGACGCUGAAGACUGCUGCCUGUCUGUGACCCAGCGCCCCAUCCCUGUAUUCCUGGUGCGAGCCUACCGCUACCUGCUCCUCAAGGAUGGCUGCAGGCUGCCUGCCGUCGUGUUCACCACACAGAGAGGCCAUGAGCUCUGUGCACCCCCAGACCAGCCAUGGGUGGACCGCAUCAUCCGGAGACUGAAGAGGAACUCUGCCAGGGCAAGCCUGACCCUCCCCAGCCCUGCCUCCUCCCUCCAAUCCCCUGCCCAAGACCUCAGUCCGUGACCUUGCCUCUCCUUCCUCCCCCAGAGAAGUGUUCCAGUAGCUACCCCAUGACAGCCCAGAGAAAGCCCUGUGUUCGGGAGACAGAAUGUGAAUCACUGAAGCCCUGGGGAACCAAGGACCAGAAGGCAGGCCCCCUGCCCUCCUGCAUCAGACCCGACCUGGCUGCAGCAGGGCGGCAGUGUCAUUGUGAGUGUGAGUGUGAGUGUGAGCGAGGAUGUGUGUGGUGAAGAUUGCAAUGUUUCCAAUAAAGCCCAGCUGGUCCCCACGA
Cervus elaphus (red deer) is the source of this 766-nucleotide messenger RNA. RefSeq names its product C-C motif chemokine ligand 19 (gene CCL19). Lineage: Eukaryota; Metazoa; Chordata; Mammalia; Artiodactyla; Cervidae. Gene Ontology annotation, cellular component: extracellular region. The transcript has 3 exons. The record is from RefSeq and is a predicted model, not a curated record. Gene Ontology annotation, biological process: positive regulation of GTPase activity; G protein-coupled receptor signaling pathway; cellular response to tumor necrosis factor. Gene Ontology annotation, molecular function: chemokine activity; CCR chemokine receptor binding. The coding region runs from base 151 to 498 and encodes 115 amino acids.